This is a messenger RNA of Lepus europaeus (European hare), 7791 nucleotides long. Its product is annotated as zinc finger protein 271-like. The record is from RefSeq and is a predicted model, not a curated record. Gene Ontology annotation, biological process: regulation of transcription by RNA polymerase II. Lineage: Eukaryota; Metazoa; Chordata; Mammalia; Lagomorpha; Leporidae. The transcript is spliced from 8 exons. Bases 609 to 3086 code for a protein of 825 amino acids. Gene Ontology annotation, molecular function: DNA-binding transcription factor activity, RNA polymerase II-specific; RNA polymerase II cis-regulatory region sequence-specific DNA binding.
ACGGAGGAAGUUCGCUUACUCAUCAGUGGGCUCUGAGAGGCCGGAUUGCUGCUUCUCCCAUCCUCGCCACCUGUCUCGCUCCGCAAGUGCAACCCAGGCAGUUUUCGAACAACCGCUGCUCUGUGCGCCUGUGUCUGGCGCCCGUGGGUCCCACGUGCCGCGGACUUUCCCUGUCCCCGCUCUCCGCUUUUCUCCCGGGACUCCACGGCAGAGUGGGCUCUGAGAGGCCGGGCUGCUGCUUCUCCCACCCUCGCCGCCAGUCUUGCUCCGCAAGUGCAACCCAGACAGUUUUCGAACAACCGCUGCUCUGUGCGUCUGGCGCCCGUGGGUCCCACGUGCCGCGGACUUUCCCUGUCCCCGCUCUCCGCUUUUCUCCUGGGAAUCUCCACGGCAGUGUACACGCAGGAAGCCUAUGGCCGUAUCUGAGGGUGUUUGUGCAGCACUGCAGUAUCUGAAGUUCCCUUUGUGACCAUCUCUAACUGGAAACCAAGGUGCAAAUUCAACAUAGAAGGUAACUAGAGAAGUUCACCUUUUCUUCCAGGUCUGCAUUAGCUGGGAGCUGGAAACUGGAGCUGGCCCUGGAAAUCAAACUUUUGCAAUCUGAGGUGAUGAUAGCAUUUGAAGACCUGGCUGUGUACUUUACCUGGGAAGAAUGGCAGAACAUGAACAAAGCUCAGAAAAUCCUGUACAGGGAUGUGAUGCUGGAGAUCUACAGCAGCCUGUUCUCCUUGGGACACUGUAUUACCAAACCUGACUUGAUCUUCAAGUUGGAGCAAGGAGCAGAGCCAUGGAUGGUGGAAGAAUGCCUAAAUCAGAGCCUUCCAGUUGCCAUGAAAAGUGAUGAUAUAAUUAGGACCAACCAGGAAAUUCAAGACGAAAAUUUGAAUCAUGAUGUUAUGACAAAUAACGAGUCAUCAACUCCCAACAUAGUUGAGAUAAGCAGUUCAAAUCAUAUUUCAAAACUGAUUAUCAAAGAUGAAAAUUAUUUAGCAAUGAAACCUGAGGAAUGCAAUGUAUGUCACAAUAUGUAUCCCCACAGUGGGCCUGAUGAGCUACAAGCUGGUGAGAAACUUGAUGCUGUUAUGGUACCUGGGAAUUCCCUCAAUUGCUGUGAGCCUCUUAAUGAGUAUCACAAUAUGCAGACUGUGACGCAGUCAUUUGAACAUAGUGGACAUGAGAAAGACUUCAAAAGGGAGAAGAUAUUCUUCAGAUUUGAGAUGGUCCAUAUGGGAGAGUCCUAUAAUGAGUCAACUGUCACUGUUGGAAACACAACUCAAAUUGAAAAAACUUUUCAUAAAGAUACUAACCUCCGUAUGCAUCAACAAAUCAACAUAGGAGAGAAAUUCUAUGAAGAUAUGGGGUAUGUUUACCAAUCAGAUCUUGCAGUAAAUCAGAGACCAGAUACAGGGAAAAAAUCCUAUUCAUGUAUACUUUGUGGGAAAUCAUUCAGUUAUAAGUCCUGCCAUAGCAUCCAUCACAGUAUUCACAUGCAGGAAAACCACCAUGUAUGUAAUGAAUGCGGAGAAAUCACAUACCAGAAGUCAAAUCUUAUUAGACAGCAUACAAGGGAUAAAUCUCAUGAAUUCAAUGAGUGUGGAACAGCCAUUUUCCAGAAAUCAUGCCUCAUAAGACAUCAGAGAAUUCACACAGGGGAGAAGCCUUAUGAGUGUAACGACUGUGGAAAAACUUUUGACUAUAAAUCACAAUUCAUAAUACACCAGAGAAUUCACACAGGGGAGAAACCUCAUGAAUGCAAUGACUGUGGAAAAGCCUUUGGCCAGAAAUCAGACCUCAUCAAACAUCAGAGAAUUCAUACAGGAGAGAAACCUCAUGAAUGUAGUGACUGUGGAAAAGCAUUUGGCAAGAAGUCAAAUCUUGUAAUGCAUCAGAGAAUUCACACAGGAGAAAAACCUUAUGAAUGCAGUUGUUGUGGAAAAGCCUUUCUGUGCAAGUCACACCUCAUGAAACAUCAGAGAACUCACACAGGUGAGAAACCUUUUCAAUGUAGUGAAUGUGGGAAAGCCUUUGGUAGUAAGUCAAAUCUCUUAAUGCAUUAUAGAAUUCAUACAGGGGAGAAACCUUAUGUAUGUAAUGACUGUGGAAAAGCUUUUGGCCAGAAAUCAGAUCUCAUCAAACAUCAGAGAAUUCACAUAGGGGAGAAACCUUAUGAAUGUAAUGAUUGUGGGAAAGCCUUUGGCCAUAAUUCAGACCUUAUCAAACAUCAGAGAAUUCACGCAGGGGUGAAACCUUUUGAAUGUAGUGACUGUGGAAAAGCCUUUGGCCAGAAGUCAGACCUUAUCAAACAUCAGAGAAUUCACAGUGGGGAGAAACCUCAUGAAUGUAAUUACUGUGGAAAAGCCUUUGGCUAUAAGUCAAAUCUUAUAAUGCAUCAGAGAAUUCACACAGGAGAGAAACCUUAUGGAUGCAAUGGCUGUGGAAAAGCCUUUAUGCGCAAGUCACACCUCAUCAAACAUCAGAGAAUUCACACAGGGGAGAAACCUUAUGAAUGUAAUGACUGUGGGAAAGCCUUUGGUGAUAAGUCAAAUCUCUUAAUGCAUCAGAGAAUUCACACAGGGGAGAAACCUUAUGAAUGUAAUGACUGUGGAAAAGGCUUUGGCCAGAAGUCACAACUCCUAAUGCAUCAUAGAAUUCACACAGGGGAGAAACCUCAUGAAUGCAAUGACUGUGGAAAAGCCUUUGGCUAUAAGUCAAACCUUGUAAUGCAUCAGAGAAUUCACACAGGAGAGAAACCUCAUGAAUGCAAUGACUGUGGAAAAGCCUUUGGCUAUAAGUCAAAUCUCGUAAUGCAUCAGAGAAUUCACACAGGAGAGAAACCUUAUGAAUGCAAUGGCUGUGGAAAAGCCUUCCUGUGCAAGUCACACCUUAUCAAACAUCACAGAAUUCACACAGGUGAGAAGCCUCAUGUAUGUGGUGACUGUGGAAAAGCCUUUGGCUAUAAGUCAAACCUUGUAAUGCAUCAGAAGAUUCACACAGGAGACAAACCUUAUGAAUGCAAUGACUGUGGAAAAGCCUUUGCCAAUAAAUCACGACUCAUAAUGCAUCAGAGAAUUCACACAAGGGAGUAAACUUAGGAAUGUAAUGGCUACGGAAAAGCCUUUGGCAAUAAAUCACAACUCAUAAUGCAUCAGAGAACUCACACAGGGCAGUAACUUUAUGAAUGUAAUGACUGGAAAAGACUCUUGCUGUAAAUCACAACUUAUAACACUAGAGCAACUUCUAAGACUGGAUGAGUGGUGACAUUCUUUCAGUUCCUUUUUUGUUAUGGAAGAUCUUUAUUUCACAUUCAUUCAAAAUACAGAGGUCAGCAGGGUAUAGUAUUCUCAGUUGACAGGUUUUUUUUUUUUUUCUCUUAAAACUUGGACUAUAUCUCUAUUUUCUCCUAGCCCAUAGAGAUUCUGAUGAGAAGUCACCUGCGAAUCUAUUUGGAAAUCCUCCGAAAGUUGUUUGGCAUUUGUGUCGUGCAUGUUUUAGAAUAUUCUUUAUGCAUUACUGUUGAAAGUUUGCAGUAUUGUGGUAAAGAUCUUUCUGGUCAGUGCUAUUAUGAGUUCUGUGUGCUUCCUAUAUUUGGACAUCCCAUUAUUUCUGAAAAUUGGGAAAAUUUUUAUAAUUAUUUCACCAAAUAUGCCUUCUAAACCAUUCUCUUUCCACCCCCCGGAACUGUAUUUUGGAUCAUUUUAUUGUAUCCCAUAAAUUUCCAACACUGUCCUAUUUUCUAAAAUUUUAUUUUUCAAGAUUCAUAUAUUUAUACACACACACACUCCUGUAGGUUUUAGGAACAUAGUGAUAUUUUCUGCCCUCUCCUUGAUACAAGUUCCAGAAUUUCCACCUCCUUGCUCUCCUGUUACCUCUCUUAAUUUUUACAGAGAUCCUUUUUUCAGCUUACUUUAUACACAUAAGGCAAACCCUACACUAAGUAAAGAGUUUAACAAAUAGUAUGAAGGAAAAAAGAAAACAUUGUUCCUCAGCAGAAGAGAUAAGGGCUUAAACAAUCAUCAAAUCUCAAAGUGUUCAUUUCACUCCAAUGUAUUGUAGGUAUUCUGUUAGUUACCACAGAUAAGGGAAAACAUAAUAUCUGCUUUUUAGGGGCUGGUUUAUUUAAGUGCAGUGUUUUCCAGUUGCAUCCAUUUUGUUGCAAGAAACAUGAUUUCUUUAUUUACAGCUGAGUAGUGCUCCAUAAUAUAUAAAUACCAGAAUUUUUUAAUCCAAUCAGUUAAUGAACAUCUGGGUUGAUUCAAAUAUUAGCUAUUGUAAAUUGAGUGGCAAUGAUUAGUUAUCAGUGAUACAGAUAACUGUUUUAGAUGCUGUUUUCUUUUGAUUCGAGUGAAUUCCCAGGAGUGUAAUGACUGGAUUAUGUGCUAAGUUUAUAUUCAUAUUUCUGAGGUAUUGGUAAUCUGUCUUCCAUAGUGGCUGGGCCACCUGGAAUGCUCACCAACAAUGGAUUAGGAUACCUUUUUCUCCAUCUCUUCACCAGCAUUUGUUAUUUGUUUAUUUCUGUAUGUGAGCCAUUGUAAAUGGGUUGAGGUGAAAUUUCAUUGUAGUUUUGACUUGCGUUUCCCUAAUAGCUAGUGAUCUUGAGCAUUAUUUCACGUGUCUCUUGGCCAGUUGUAUUUCUUUGCUAAAAAAAUGCCUGUUCAGGCCCUUUCCCAUUUUGUUACUGGAGUGUUUGUUUUGUUGUAGCUGAGUUUCUUGAGCUCUUUGUAGAUUCUGUUUAUUAAUCUUUUACCACUUGAGUUGUUAAUAUUUUCUCGCAUUCUCUUGGUUGCCUCUUUGCUGAGUGCUUCUUUUGCAGUACAGAUGCUUCUCUAUUAGUAAUCCCAAUUAUCAGUUUUGGCUUUGAUUGCCUGUGCUUCUAGGAUUUUUUUUCCAAGAAUUCUUCACCUAUGCUAAUGUCUUGUAAGGUUUUUCUAUGAUCUCUGAUGAUUUGAUGGUAUUAGGUUGUAGAUUUAGGUGUUUGAUUGAUUUUGAUUGGGUUUUUGUUUAAGAUGUAAGGUAAAGGUCUUGCUACAUACUUCUGCAUGUGGAGAUCAUUAUCCAAGCACCAUUUGAUGGAAAGACUGUCAUUGCUCCAUGGAUUGUUUUAGCUCCUUUGUCAAAAAUAAAUUGGUUGUAGAUGUGAAUUGAUUUCUGAAGUUUCUGUUCUUUUUCAUUGGUCUACAAGUCUGUUUUUGUGCCAGUACAAGACUAUUUUGUUUAUAACUGCCCUGUAUUAUGCCUUGAGAUCCAGUAUUGUGAUGCCCCGCCUUUGUUUUUGUUACAUAAGAUUGCUUUAGGUAUUUGAGUUCUCUUUUGUUUUCACUUGAUGCUCAGCAUGAUUUUUCUAGAUUUUUCAUAGCACUGAUAAAUACCACUUGGUCCAGGUGAAUGAUUUUUUGAUGCAUUUUGGAUUCAGUUAGUAUUUUAUUGAGGAUAUCUGCAUCUGUAUUCAUCAGACAAAUUGGUCUAUAGUUCUCUUUUUCUGUUUUAUCUUUUUCUGGUUCAGCAACUAAGGUGAUGCUGGCUUCAUAGAAGGAGUUCCCUCUGUAAGGAAAGGAGGGGAGAAACAAAGAGACUGGGUACAGAGUCACUGGAAAACCAAAUUUAUUCAAAGUUAACUCACAGAGGUUGACCUGCUGCCAGCGUGCACACCGAACACGUGGCUGAGGGUCCAGACCCAAGGGACUGAGCUUUUUUAUAUCUUAGGUGAGCCAUUGGUGAGAGUGGGGAGGGUAGAAGCUGGAGGCUAAUUUCUUCAUACAGGUUCUUCAAGUUUGCCUCCCAGGCCACCAGACCUGUGAAUGAAUGCAGGGGGUGUGGGGUGGAGAAUAAUAGUGUGUGAGACUGAAUUGGGAUUCAGUGACAAGGGAUAAAUUUUGAUUUUAUCUAUCUGAGGCUUAUUUCUUUUUCUAUAUCCCUUCUUUUCAGUUAUUUUUAUUAGCUUGACAAAAAUUGGAAUUAAUUAUUUAAAUAUCUGAUAGAACUCUGUAGUGAAACCAUCCAGCCCUGGGCUUUUCUUUAUUAAGAGGGUCUUUAUUACUGAUUCAGUUUCAGUCUUGGUUAUUGAUCUGUUUAGGUUUUCUGUGUCUUUAUGACUCAAUUUUGGUAGAUUGUGUGCCAGAAUCUCUCCCUUUCUUGUAGGUUUCCCAGAGCCUGUGGUAUGCCUUAAUGGGAAUGCCUCCUCAUAGUUCUACAUGUGUGCCUUUGCCAUCUGUCAGUCCAUCCAGUCAGGCUCAGAGUAAAUGGGGACUGCAGAUAUUUCUCUCCACUAGAAUCUCUGGAUCACACAAGGGUCACUUGCCAAAUGUAGCUCUCUCCCUGCAUCUGCUGCCAGUACUACCACGAAGAUGGCAUCCUGUUUCAGCCAGUUGCUGUGCAUGUAAACAGAGGUUUUGGCAUCUGCCACCCAACUUCAAAAUGGCAUUCAUUCUCAGCCAGGCAGCGGGUGCUGUUGUGGGGAGGUUGGGGUGAAGUAAACAUGUCCAUUUUACUUACACUGGUAACUGCUAAUGCCAUCUAGGCCCUAGAGCUUCAGUCUGGAUAUGCACCAUACUCUCCCUUCAGCCAUAUCACCACAGGUUGCUGUAGUCCAGUCUCACCUUUCUCCAAGCUGGCACCCUCUCCAGCUCUCAGCUGCUGUAGUUUUUUUCUUGUGUCCUUGUUCAUAGAGCAUGGCCACAUCUUUGGCAAAGGUCCAUGGUAUUCCUCUUUCUUUUGUAGUUUCCAGUGUGGUUUUCAUUCAUUCUCCACUGAGAGUGUGUUCCCUCCUUUUUUUUUUUUUCUUUGCUAUUUUAUCCCUAGCCUAUACAGUAUGUUAUUCCCUGAUCUAUCAUCUUGGAAUCUCCUACACCUUAUUUUCCACAAUCAAAGAUUGUGUAAAUAUUUCUAUUUUGUUUCAUUAGAGCAGAUGACUUGCCCAUGAUGUAUCUAAACUUAAAGUGAUUCUGAUAUCACAACACGGUUUAUCUUCUUUGCAGGAAAAGUAAAGGAUUUCUCUUAAAACUUCAACUCGCCAAACAAGACAAUGCUGUUUGCUUUUGGUUUUCAGUGGUUUAUUUAGGUCUCCCUGGUUUAUGGUAUCAUAAACAUUUUGCAUUUUAAGAAAAAUAUUUUUGUUCAGAAGUUUGUAUCUGUACCAUCUUUUUAUUUUUCCUUUGAAUCAUUAUGUUUAAAAGUCUUCCAAAGCAAAAGUUGACUCCUAGAAUCAAAUGCUAAAGUGUGCACACUGAUAUGUGGAUAAUUUCACAAAGUUCACUCAUUUAACUGGGCUGAUCAUUGCCAAACAGUGUUUAAUGGUCAUCAUGGAACAAUCAUUUCAUUUUAAAUUCUCUGGAAACCAAAAUAACAGAAACAUUUGCUUCCUCAUAUGUAUAUGGAAUAAAACUAUGGAUAGUAUGUUUAUAACCUUAUAAACAUAUGUCUUAUCCAGACAUAUUUUACUUUUUAACAUUUAAAAUUGUAUCUGAGAAGAAGAGAAAUUACUUCUCCAAAUGUCUGCAGUGCUUCAGGGCCAGGCUAGGCCCUGAAGCCAGGAGUUAGGAAUUCAAUCCUGGUUUCCCACAUGUUUGGCAGGAAUCCAAUUACUUGGCCAACACUGCUGACCCCAAGAACUGUGUUAUUGGACCAUGGUGACAAGAGCUAUAAUUAGGAUAAAACCCAGAUACCAUGAUGUAGGGGAUGGGUGUUUUUACCUACAUCAUCAUGACCAGGUGAAAUGUCCAGCUCAGAUGUAUUUCAAAUGAACACUUCAGGAUUGUUUGUUUUUUUUUUUUUUAAUCAGCAUUUAAGAUCUUAGUA